UAUUUAACAGCAUGACGCAGCUGAGAGCUCACGUUUGCCUUUCAGAGAUCCAGGUGAUGAAAUCUGAUGAAGCCGCUCAAUGAUGGACUUCACUGACUGCAAAUGUUUGCUUUUACAUCGCAUGAUCAUCGGCUUUCUCCUGUUACAGUCGCACGGAGGUCAACUUCGGGUGAUUGGUCCAUCUCAGCCGAUAGUGGCAAUUGUUGGUGAUGACAUAAUAUUGCCAUGCCGCCUUGAACCUGCAGUGAAUGCGUCUGACAUGAGGUUGGAGUGGGCGAGACCUGACCUGAGUCCUGGGCUUAUACAUGUGAGGGCAAACAGUAAAGAAUACGCAAUUCACAAACAGCCCUCCUACAGAGGAAGAACAUCUGUGUCCAACGACGGACUGAAGCUCGGAGACGUUUCACUGAAGCUCUCCAACGUAAAAGUCUCUGAUGAUGGAACGUACAGAUGCCUCAUUCCCUCACUGGGUCAAGUUGCUUUUAUUAAGCUCAUUGUUGGUUCUGUCUCCUCACCUGUUAUCAGUUCAACAAAACAAUCCAGCAGCAGACUGGUUCUGCAGUGUGAGUCUAAAGGCUGGUAUCCAGAGCCUGAGGUGGUCUGGCUGGACGGUGAGGGAAACCUCCUCUCUGCUGGACCUACAGAGACAGUCAGAGGUCCUGAUGACCUCUAUACUGUCAGCAGCAGAGUGACUGUGGAGAAGAGACACAGCAACAACUUCACCUGUAGAGUCCAACAGAAGGACAUCAACCAGACCAGAGAGACACACAUCUAUAUUUCAGUCUUGUCGAGGUAUGUGAAAGUUGUCUUGGCUCCAGGACUUAUUGCUGUCUUACUGGCUGCUGUGUUCACAAUGCGAGGAGUAAGGUACAAACCAGGUGAACAGAUUUUAGUUACGAGCAUUGCUGGCCGAUAUACGUUUAUAUGGGUGGGAGACACAGAAGCCUCUGCCACAGUGAGGGCGGAAAAUCCCCCGGCUCAAACGUGACAGCAACUUCAGAUGGAGUUACAACAGCAAGCAACAGUCGAUGCCAUGAGAUUCUCUGGAUUUUCAAGUUUAGUUUCAAGUGUUAAGUUUAUCUGGGAGGAUCUGAGGAUCUGGUUGUGAGAAAUUCUGAGACAUUUGUAGGGGUGAGACCAUGGAAAGAUUUUAAAGUUUAUCCUGGAAUUAACCAGUGUGAGGAUCUUGUUUCUUUGACCUUGUUCAUAACCGGGAAGCAACAUUUUGAAACAGGUUGUAAACUGGUAGCCUGAGAGAUGCGUAGGUAGAGGGAGUUACAGUGCUCCAGCCUGGAUGAUAUCUGUUUCCACUUCCUCUGGUUGGGACUGCUGAGCAAUAUACGACGCAACAACCAGGCACAAGAGCAACUUCUUUCCACACACGGACACUUCAGUCCGGAUCAUUAUCAUAUACUGUACAGAUAUAUAUAUGAUAUCUGUGUGUUGCUGCCUGCGGGUCUAAACAGACUGUAUAUACUGUACAUACUCUCAAUAUAUGCACAUUGUUACGGCCUCCAGAAUAAACAAAUUAACAAGGCUCUAUUAGAGACCCAGACAUAUUAAAGGACGCCAACACAAGAUGGGGAGAAUGAAACCUACAGACUUUAUUAACUUAUAUGAGUCCAACCAAAGAACAGAGAAUAACGUAGAAACAAAAGAGGUUGGAGAUAUUGGCCAGAAAAACAAAAGAAAGGGAGCCUGCUGAUCCCCUCUAAACUCUCUAUAACUUCAACACUGAUCAUACUUUAUUCCCAAAUUAACUUAUUAUUUAUACAUUAUUUAUUCCUACUCCGAUUUUGCCUUUUUGCACUGUGUGGUUUUAGUAGCAAUGUGACCUGUUCAAAGAUAGCUUGUUUGGUUAUAUUUGUUAUUAAUCUUGUUAUCUGUGUUUAACUGAAUGUGUGUAAAUCAUCUUGUAAAUGAUGCAACAUUCAUUUACUGAGAAUGUAAGUCUUCCUAGUGUUAAAAUGGCUGGUCGAUAAAGCUGAUUCUUAUAUAGAUUAUGAAGUUAUCAGGUACUUUCAGCUUAUACAAUUGAUUUAAUAUCAUUUUAAUAAUGCACUGAUGUAUUAAGUUUUUAAGAAAACACAAAAUAUUCUAUUGCACUUUUCAUAAACUACUGCAAUAUACAUUUUAUCAAUUUGUAUUGUUAUUGGUAUUAUUUUUUUUAUAAGAAACUGACCACAUUGUUUUAAGUGGAUGUGAAUGUGAAUGUAAAAUACUGUACUUUUCUAACAAGUAGCAAACUGUGAGAUUUCUAUUAUAUUUUCAGGAUGUGAUGGCAAUUUGUCAAAUAAAGCAACCAAAAUAUGA
Molecule: messenger RNA, 2313 nt
Organism: Dicentrarchus labrax (European seabass)
Lineage: Eukaryota; Metazoa; Chordata; Actinopteri; Moronidae
Product: butyrophilin subfamily 1 member A1-like
Exons: 7
Coding region: 80-988 (302 amino acids)
Source: RefSeq, a predicted model, not a curated record